UUUCUUCGUCUUCUCUUCCUUUCCCUCCACAUAUUUGUUUCUUCUCUCCCUCUCCCUCUUCCCUCUCCCCGAAAAUGGCAGAGAAAUUUCUACUUGUUUCGCAAUUCAUGGUGAUGUUCAUCAUAACCCGACUGCUCUUGACGGUCGGCAAGGCCAAGUUCCCGGCUCAUUCCCUACCCGACAAGCUCACUGAGAAGCUCCGCACCGACCCCGAGUCAAUAAGCGCGGCCUCGGUGGACUUUGGCAAUAUUGUCCGGGAAACACCAUUGGCCGUGCUCCACCCGUCGUGCCCCAAGGACAUCGCGGCCCUCGUGAGGUCCGCGUACCAUGGCGACGGUUCCUCCUUCGCCAUCGCAGCCAGAGGGCGGGGCCACUCGGUCCGGGGCCAAGCCAUGGCCCCGGGCGGGGUCGUGGUGGACAUGACAUCACUGGCAAGGCACCGUGGUGGCGGAGGAGGAUCCGCCAUUUCCGUGUCAUGGAGCAGGUCGCUCGGGUACUAUGCCGACGUUGGCGGCGGGCAGCUCUGGAGGGACGUGCUGGAGGAGACCCUGUGGCACGGGCUCUCGCCGGUCUCGUGGCCGGACUAUCUAUACCUAACCGUGGGAGGAACGCUCUCCAACGCUGGCAUAAGCGGCCAGACGUUCCGAUAUGGUCCUCAGAUCAGCAAUGUGUACGAAAUGGACGUCAUUACCGGAACUGGGGAGCUUACAACUUGUUCGCCCGACAAAAACCCGGAGCUGUUUUACUCUGUUCUCGGAGGUCUCGGCCAGUUCGGCAUAAUAACAAGAGCGAGAGUUGCCUUAGAUCGAGCUCCAACGAGAGUCAAAUGGGCGAGAAUGCUUUACAGUGAUUUCUCGGAUUUUACGAGAGACCAAGAAUAUUUGAUUUCAAAGAACGGAAGGUACCAAGACAAUGCAUUGGAUUAUGUGGAAGGGAUGCUUCUCAUGCCCCAAGGUCCUCCGGAUAGUUGGAGAUCUUCUUUCUUCCCUCUGUCGGACCACCCGCGAAUCAUAUCGCUGUUGAAACAACAUAAAAUCGUCUACUGCCUUGAAGUAGCGAAAUACUACGAUGAUCUCACCCAGAAUACAGUGAACAAGGAUCUGGAGAAAUUGUUCGAAGGAUUGAACCAUAUUCCUGAGUUCGAGUUCCAGAAAGAUGUAGCCUAUGUUGAUUUCCUCGACCGAGUACGAGAAGGAGAGCUGAAACUCACAGCGCAGGGCCUUUGGGACGUUCCUCAUCCAUGGUUGAACUUAUUCGUGCCCAAAUCUCGCAUUGCUGAUUUCAAUGACGGUGUUUUCAAGAAUAUCAUCCUCAAAAGGAACAUAACGACCGGACCUGUCCUCAUUUAUCCCAUGAAUCGAAACAAGUGGGACGAUCAGAUGUCCGCGGUGGUACCGGACGAAGAUGUUUUCUACACCGUAGGGUUUUUGCAUUCAAGCGGGUUCGAUGAUUGGCAACAAUUUUAUCUGCAAAAUAAGGAGUUGCUGAGUUUCUGUGAAGACACUGGCAUCGAGCUUAAACACUAUCUUCCGAGUUUUGGCAAUGAACAAGAAUGGAUGAGACAUUUCGGGUCGAAAUGGAGGAGGUUCCGUCAGAGAAAAGCCCGGUUCGAUCCGAAGAUGAUAUUUUCUCCUGGGCAGAAAAUAUUCAAUCGCAACCACAGCAUAUAGAUUCGUUCGUUGCUGCGGUUUGGGGUUUCAUAGGAUAGUUAUCUCUCGUUUCUCUUACCAUGUCAAUUCUUUUCGAAAUUGCACCAUCUCACCUUGUUUAAUGAGCCAGUUAGUCGUACUGUAAGAUGUAUCUGUCUCUGUACACAUUUAUUACGGACGCUAGU
Molecule: messenger RNA, 1834 nt
Organism: Eucalyptus grandis
Lineage: Eukaryota; Viridiplantae; Streptophyta; Magnoliopsida; Myrtales; Myrtaceae
Product: cytokinin dehydrogenase 3
Exons: 5
Coding region: 75-1670 (531 amino acids)
Biological process (GO): cytokinin metabolic process
Molecular function (GO): cytokinin dehydrogenase activity; FAD binding
Source: RefSeq, a predicted model, not a curated record